AUGGAGCAGAGGCUGACGCGGGUGCUCACCUUCCUAUUCGAGGAAUCGGUGGCUAAGCAACACCACAACCACAACCACGACAUCCGCGCCUAUCUCCGCCACGCCGACACUUGGCACCAGCUACAGACCUUCCGCGCCUUGCUGUGCCAGCGCCCAGCCGCCCCGCCCCUGCCGCCCCAGCUUCUAGAAGACAUCGACUGCAUCCUCAACCAUCAGCUCCGCCGCCGCAUCCUUGUACCUGCCUCUUCGAUCCCGCCGCUCUGCCGGGUUCCCUCGGAUGGCCCCUCCGCCGUCAACAUCUCUCUCUGGAGAGGCGACAUCACUGCACUCGACCAAGUCACCGCCAUCGUAAAUGCUGCAAACUCGGCCCUCCUCGGCUGCUUCCAGCCCUCUCAUCGCUGCAUCGACAAUGUAAUUCACUCGGCUGCCGGCCCGCGCCUUCGUACCGAGUGCAACCGGCUUAUGGCGCACCAAGGCCGCCCCGAGCCUGUUGGAUCAGCCAAGGUCACGCCAGCAUACUGCGCCGCCGCCAAAUUUGUCUUGCACACCGUCGGGCCCCAGCUGCCCCCGGGCGAGCUUCCCACCGACCACGACAAACAGCUACUGGCGAGCUGCUACAAGUCUUGCCUCGACGAGGCUGAAGACCUCCCCCCUCUUCCAGACGGCCGUCUUGUUGUAGCUUUUCCUUGCAUCUCCACCGGUCUCUUCUGCUUCCCCGGCCGACUUGCCGCCCAGAUUGCUGUCGAUGCUGUAAUUAGCUGGUGCAAAAGUCAUCCAGACACACCUGUAACACAUAUCAUUUUUGACGUCUUCCUCGAAAAAGACGAGGACUACUAUCGUAAAAUUCUCGGAGACGCUAUUGCCGCAGGUACAGUAACCAGCUUCGUCGACGAAGUGCCAGCCAGUCUGCCCACCGUCCCUUCCAUCACCGAGACUGCACGCAGCUGGUUGUUCCAAGCAGAUUAUCUCUUGAUAACCGCCGGUGCCGGCCUGAGCGCUGCUGCUGGUCUCGAUUUUACCUCGCAGUCGCUCUUCCAAAAGCACUUUCCAGCAUUCCGCCGCCUUGGCUUGCACCGCCUCUACGACACCUUCGGCUUCGACGAGUGGCCUUCAAAAAUGCACAAAUGGGCUUUCUACUUCACUCAGCUGCAGCUGACGCGCACAUGGCCCGCCUCACCGCUCUACGCAUCCCUGCUCGAUCUCGCCACCACCCAUUUCGCCGACCGUUUCUUUGUGCGCACCUCCAACGCCGAUGGCUUCUUUCCCGCCAACGGCUUCCCGGAAGAGCGCUUUUCCUCGCCUCAGGGUGCCUUCAGGUACCUGCAAUGCCUUCGAAACUGCCGCCCGGAUGCAUAUUUCCGCUCAAAGCCGUACCUCGAUGCCGCCCUGCCUCUUAUAGACCCUCACGCUCAAGUCCUGACCGACGAGACUAAGAUUCCCGUCUGUGAAUACUGCGGCGGCGAGGUUUUCCUCUGCGUUCGUGCAGGUGAUUGGUUCAACGAGCGCCCUUUUCAGAGGGGAGAGGAGCAAUACCAAGAUUUCUUGGACGAGGUGGAACGUGAAGGGAAGACGCUAGCCAUUCUCGAGUUGGGUGUAGGCAUGAACACGCCCGGUGUAUUGAGAUGGCCAAAUGAAGAAUUGGUUCGCUGGGGCGAGGGGAAGGUUAAACUGAUAAGGGGUGGUGAGCAGGCCUCCGGUCUUGUCGACUUCGACCUAGAAGCUGAAGGCAAUGCCAUCGGUAUCGACGGGAAAAUCGACGAUAUUCUAGUCGCUCUUCUUAGAAAAACUUAG
Molecule: messenger RNA, 1791 nt
Organism: Lasiodiplodia theobromae
Lineage: Eukaryota; Fungi; Ascomycota; Dothideomycetes; Botryosphaeriales; Botryosphaeriaceae
Product: Appr-1-p processing protein
Exons: 1
Coding region: 1-1791 (596 amino acids)
Source: RefSeq, a predicted model, not a curated record